AUGAGUUUGAAAAGCCACGUAGUUUAUGAAGAUGGUAAAGAAGUUAUGGCAAAAUAUCCGUCAUCGACAUUUUAUUAUCGUGCUCAAGUCCAUGGUUAUGAUGAACACAAUGAUGAAUAUCAUAUUAAAUUUAAACGUGGAAGAAAAAUAUAUUAUAUCCCAUCAAGUGAAUUGCCUGAACAAUGUAUACAAGCAACAGCACGUAUAACAAGAAGUAACUCUAACACCCUUGCACCAUAUCCAUUGUAUACGAUGAGUGAUCAAGUGGAUCUCAUCUCAAAACAAGUACCAGCUGUCGUUCCUGUUAAUCAUCGAGCAGAUAAAGCUUAUCAUCCAAUAUUGUCUGCAAUCGAUGCAACAAAUAUUAAAGAUGAUCAUGAAGCGACUUAUUUAGACAUUGAACAAACAACAAAACUGUUGAACAGUAACAACAAUAAUCAUAGUCAUAUAAAAAGUUCAACAUUUGGUGUUGACGGUAAGAGUAGCAAUAAUGAUCGAUCUUCAGCAUUGGAUUCAAAUACAAGAACAACAUCACAUGUACAAAACAAUUAUGUAGAACGAUCGUUGCCACAACAACAUAAAAGCAUAGAAACCCCAUCUUCAUCAUCCGUUAUUGUGAAUAAUACAUUUGAACAUGUUAUUUCUCCUAAUCGCCGGUUUCAAGCGAAUUAUAUCGAUAUUUUACAACAUAAUUUGCAUUCGACAUCAAAUGUAAAUCAUUCCGCGGCAAGUAUACUUGAGCGACCGUUACCAAGACCAAGACAACAAGAAUCAAAAACAACGUUACAAUAUUACAACUGUCAACAACAUAUGUAUGAAUAUAAAGAAAAUUUUAUUUGUGAAUCAAAUAGCGGAAAAAUCGUAAAUGAACGAUAUCAAACUGGACAAAUACCAUCUCGAACAUUCAAAUCACGUUUUACAACAGCUUUGAGAACAUUUAUUCAAAUAUUAUUAGUACCCUUUAUUAUUUCAAUGAGUAUGAUCAUGUGCGCAAGAAAAUGUUUUACUGUUAAAAAUAUUAAUUAUGAAUUAUCGAAUAUGAGUAGUGAAUUGAAUACAACAAUGUUAAUGUUUACAACUGGUCAUAGUGUAUUAAUAACACUUGUCAACAGUUGGGCAUAUCAACAAGUUAUAACCUACAAUUGGUUACCAUUAUUGGUUCAUUAUAUGACACCUUUUUGUAUUGUGUCAGUUUUAACUACAUAUUUUGUUUCAUUGAUUGCAUCGUUUACACAAAAACAAGAGAAUAGCAAGCCAUUAUUCAUAUUAUCGUUAACAUCUGAAGAAAUUCAUUAUCGUUUUAAACUGAAUCCAAGUUUAGCAUUGUCAUUGUUUCUAUCGCUCUUAUUCUCAUUAGAAAAUAUAUUUAAUCCGAUUAAUCUUAUGCCAAAUAAAAUUGCAUCAUUAAGUUUUGAAAAUUUAUUCAAAUCUUAUCCGUUUGAAUUAAUUCGUUGGUUACAUCCAGCCAUGUUUUUGUUUCAACGUUAUAAAUUUCCUCCACAACUGAGAAAUUUUAUUUGCGCCGUAAUACUCAGCGGUGAAUAA
This is a messenger RNA of Didymodactylos carnosus, 1545 nucleotides long. NCBI's taxonomy places the organism in Eukaryota, Metazoa, Rotifera, Eurotatoria, Philodinida, Philodinidae. The record is from the annotation of a GenBank genome assembly.